AUGUUGUUAAUUCUUGGCGAUAAGUCCUUUGAAAAGCCGGGAACUGCUGCAAUGAUAGGAUACAUUGAUUACGUUGCCCAUCGUCUUAACAUCAACAAGACGGAGGCUCUCUACCUUCUCGUUGAGUACGAUUGGAGCAAGGAACGAAUCGAGGCACAUAUUUAUGUUGUGAAAGCAGUCAUGGCUUACUGUACCAGUUGCCAAUGGGAUAAUAUGUUCUGGAGGGCGGACUGCAGCGAUCCCCACUACCUCGCGUGUCUUGAAGCGCACCUAGAUCUACAACACAUGGCUGGAGUCCUUCUUCCUACUUGCCCGUUGUGCUGUACCUUCUUCAAUCCCCUUUCUUUGAUCCAAUUUCUUCCAUCGAAAAAGCAAUAG
Arabis nemorensis is the source of this 378-nucleotide messenger RNA. Lineage: Eukaryota; Viridiplantae; Streptophyta; Magnoliopsida; Brassicales; Brassicaceae. The record is from the annotation of a GenBank genome assembly.